AUGUCCGGCUGGUACCAUCAGAGCUACAGCCACAGCCACAGCCACAGCCACGGGGGAAGAAGCCUCAACGGGCAUAUACUACCAACAUCUACCUACUGGAAGCAGGCGACCAAUAUGACUGCCGCAGAUCAGGAGGAAUACAACGAUCUGCUCCAGAGCGAAUCUUUCAUCGUCAAAGGAGCAGCUCUCAAAGCCCCAAGCAACCACCAAGUCUACAAGGAUUGUGACGUCCAAGCCAGCUGGGCAAAAAUACAUCUUCCUCAUGGCUCUCUACGAAAACAAGGAACCGAAGGUCCUCCAAGGCCGCCUCCAGAAAGAGUUCAUUUCGCUGGGGGUCGCCGACUUCACCCAAAGAUACCGCGAGUAUCGCCCACUCACCAAGUCGACCAAGAAGAGAAAGAGUGGUGA
This is a messenger RNA of Trichoderma harzianum CBS 226.95, 408 nucleotides long. RefSeq lists its product as hypothetical. NCBI's taxonomy places the organism in Eukaryota, Fungi, Ascomycota, Sordariomycetes, Hypocreales, Hypocreaceae. Bases 1 to 408 code for a protein of 135 amino acids. The transcript has a single exon. The record is from RefSeq and is a predicted model, not a curated record.